Molecule: messenger RNA, 582 nt
Organism: Gryllus bimaculatus (two-spotted cricket)
Lineage: Eukaryota; Metazoa; Arthropoda; Insecta; Orthoptera; Gryllidae
Source: the annotation of a GenBank genome assembly
AUGGACAAUCUUGCUAAGAAACGCCUAAUUAUAGAUUUUGAGAGAAUUAAACAAGAUUUUAAUUCAGGAGUGUGUGCUGCACCCAAAACUAGUAAUUUUUUGUUGUGGAAAGGCGUGAUUUUUGGACCGCCAGACACACCAUAUGAAGAUGGUACCUUCAAAAUACGACUGAGGUUCACGAAAGAGUACCCUAUGAAACCACCAAAAGUUCGAUUUGUUUCCAAGAUGUUCCAUCCCAAUAUAAAAGACAAUGGAGACAUCUUUGUUGAUAUUUUAGACAACAAAUGGAGUCCAAUGUACGAUGUGGCAUCUUUACUUCUGGCAAUCCAAUCAAUGUUGAAUGAACCUAACCUAAGUUUCACGGUAAACGGUGAGGCAGCUAAACUCUUCGUUCAUAAUAGAAAAGAAUAUGAAAGAAGAGUUUCUGAAACAGUUCAGUGGUCUUGGUAUCAUGAGAAGGAUAUUGGUGAUGUUGAAAAUGAGAUUGAGGACCAGUAUGAGAGUGACGAGGGAGAAUUACAAGGAAUAAUAUCAUACAGUUUAAAAUAUAAUUCCGUGCGGUAUAUUAGGAGAAAUGAUUGA